Penicillium salamii is the source of this 1920-nucleotide messenger RNA. The record is from the annotation of a GenBank genome assembly. NCBI's taxonomy places the organism in Eukaryota, Fungi, Ascomycota, Eurotiomycetes, Eurotiales, Aspergillaceae.
AUGUCAGCGACACCUCGCAAGCCUGGAACCCCCGGCAAUUCCAACAAAUCAUCACCUGCCGAUCCGCCCUCCAACAACGGGUCCACCACACGAGGACAUGCACGCUCACCCAGCGCCGCCAACGGUCUCAACCGAUCACCAUCUCUGAGAGGCUCAACUCCUGUAUCUGCACGCGCGGCUGCCAGAAAACCUGGCCGCUCCAAUCUCAGCAUGUCGAACGUUCCAAGAGUCUCCAAUGAUCCCUCUGAGGAAGAGGCGCGGGCCCAGAAUGCCGCCCUCAUUGAAGAACUGCGGGAGCAGCUUCAAAAGGCAGAGACUGCCUCCGAACAAUAUCAAAAACAGCUGGGUGUUUUACAAAUGCGCCUCGACGAAGCGCUCAGCGAACAAAGUAAGCUGGAAGACCAGGCUCACGAGCGAGACAGUCGAAUCGAAGCCCUCAACAGCGAUAUUCGGGACCAAGGCCGCCAGAUCCGAGAUCUGGAACAAAAUCACGAGUCCGAGCGCAAUGCGAUGCUUCAAGAGAAGGAGCAACAGACUAGCCGGGAAGAAGAAAUGCAGGCCACCAUUCAACGCCUCAAGGACUCGAUGGCUCAGAGGGACAUGCGCAUCAACGCAGAGGGCGACCGCAGUCAAGUCUCCCGAUCUUCUAGCUUCCGCAACCGCUCUUCUCCGGACGUCGAUGGCCAGUUUGCGCCGUCCUCUCACAUCGAGCGAAGCCCCUCCCGAAACAAUUCCACGCUUCUUCUACAGAAGGACAAGGUCAUCGAGUCGCUGCGUCUGGAACUAGCCGAAUCACAAAUCAAACUCGUUGAAAUGGAGAACGCCGGGGGAGGUCGCCAGCGCGAACUGGAGAAGGAGCUACUUGAGGCCCGCAUGGCCAAUGCUCGGCUGAUGGAAGACAAUGAGAGCUAUCAGCUUCUCCUGAGCGAGAAGACUCUAACCGGCGACUUCACCAAGGGUGAAUUCAUGCGGGAUGUCCACCCCACUAAGCCGUCAGCGAACGGACUUGGAUCCUUGGCAGAUGAACUGGAGUCUGUGGAGGAGUCGCCUGAAGCGGAGGCCGAAUCGAAGCCAGAAGGAGGAGAACUCAAGGCCCUCAAGGACCAGAACAAGGCUCUAACGCUCUACAUCGAGCGCAUCAUUAGCAGGUUGCUUAUGCAUGACGGCUUUGAACACAUUCUGGACAAGAAUGAGGAUGAAGCCGCUGCAGAGAAGAAGAACGACAAGGAGUUGCCCCCGACUCCCCCAGAGAAGGAUGAGGCUGCUCAACAAUCUUUCCUGCAGCGGGCUAAAUCGGUGGUUGCCGGUCCCGGUCCCAACCAACGUCCUUCUACCCAGCCCCGUUCGCGGCCGACGAGCAUGUUGCCACCUCCAACACCUGCGCAGAACAACCCCAACGAGAACCCCAAUACUGCACCUAGUAUUCCAUUCCGCACCCAAUCUGUCAGAGCUACCCACCGCCGCAGCCGCUCCGAGCAAGUCGAUCCAGGUGCUGCCAAUGUCGUUGGUCAGAUGUACCGCGGUCGUAACUCGGGCGGACCAAUCUCCCCCUCGACUAUGGGCCCUGGAUCGCGCCAGAGCAUGUUCUCCGGCGCGGCCAGCUAUAUCUCCAGCGUGAGCCGCGCGCCUUCGAUGUCCAGCCAGCCUGACCGGACCGGACGCAGCAGCUCUCCCAGCGUCGCUAGCGAUCCCCACGGAGACACGCUAUCCAGCGGCGCCACCUCCAGCCCACCUCGCUCCAGCGGCGGUAUGAACAACUAUACGGGCGCAGUGAUGCAGCAGGACAAGCUGCGCCCGCUGCGACUCGUUAGCGAAACCACUCGACUCAAAGAGGAAGAAGAGGCGGCUCGCAAGAAGGCGAACCGCGGAAGCUGGAUCCCGUGGUUGAAUCGCAACCCCGAGGAGACUGCACCCCAGUAG